UUUUUUCUCGAAGUGAUCGACCGGAGGCGCUGAGAGCGGCGUCGUCGUGGACUUCCAGAAUACUUACUUAAUGUAAUCACGAAUAUUAAGAACCCAAUUUUUUUUAGUGACACUAUUGGCUUUGAAGACUUGGAGUGAGUAACUUGCAGUAAGUAGGAUGUGUCGGUGGUGGUCUUGGAACACGGAGGGAUCCUCUGGUGGCUCCUGCUGACGAUCAUGAUGCUCACCAACAACAACCGUGACAGCCAAGACACUACUCCGUCUACUUCUAGCAUCCCCCCCGCCCAGAACCAAGCAGCAGUCGAUCUGAGCUCUGGGCGGCCACUCGUCAUGGAGGUGAUCAAUUCACGCUUCGAACCACCAGCCCUCAACAGUGCGGGAAGAGUUGCCAGAGAUGGCGACGAGGGUAAUCCAAACAAGAGGAGGAAGCCGGAAGAGGACUCUGAUAAUAAAUUCGAAUGCCGCUUCUGUGACAUGAAGUUCCCCAAAUCCCAGGCUCUGGGUGGACACAUGAAUCGUCACCGGGUGGAGAGAGAACACGAGGAGAUACAGAAGGCAAGAAAUCUUCUAAUUGCACAGCAGCAUCAUUCUCCACCUUAUUAUGCGGCUGCACAAUAUUAUUCUCGAAUGGAUGGUGCAAGCACUUCUGUGGAUCCGACUAGAAAUUUUUCUUCAACUGCAGGCUCCUUCAUGACACCUCAGAUGCCAUACUACCAACCUCAAGCUCAAUCGAGUGUGCAAAACUGGCCUGGGAACCAACUUCUCCCACUGCAGCCAAAUUUAGAUUCUGCCCAUACAAAUCUACAAGGAACAAACUAUUUGAAUCCAACUGACAACACGAGACCAUACCAGAGUCUGCCAAUGCUGCAAAGAGAAAUCCCGAUGCACGGACUUCAACAUCCGCAACACGCGCCUCAACAAGCGCCUCGAAACUCUGUUCCUCUGAACUACUCCGAUGCGAGGACGCUACUGCACAGCUCGGACCCUGGGGGAGGGAUGCUGCAGUACCAUUUCGAAUCAGGGCAGCAGCUGCAGCAUCGAUUUCUCCAAAACCACUCGGGAGGAUCCACCUUGCAGGACGUUGUGAGCCCACCAAGCGCCAACAGCAAUCAGCAGCAGCAGCUGGGCCAGAGAACCCAUAGCCGGACCACGUUCAUGCAGCAUGCACGCGAGCGGUUAGAAGUGCAGGUGGAUCAGUCCGGCAACCUGCCCCAGUCGACGCACAACCCAUCGCAGCAGCAGCAGCGCCAUGGCCAUGAAGCCAAUUACGCCACUAACCCAUCUGCUGUUGCUGCUGCUGCUGUUGGGGAGCUUCCCUCCCUUCAAAUCCAACUUGAUUCCGCCCAUUUCCAGGUGCCGCGACCAUUCUCUCAUCACUCAUCCUUCGAUCACAAACCUGACGUUGUUGGUUCGAUGCUGUCUGGGCUUGGCAACGGGGAACCAGUCGGUGUCGGUGUCGGUAACAGCAGUAGCAGCAGCAGCAGCGUGUUCCACUUGGCUGGCCUGGAUGAUCACGACCCACAUGAGUUCCGAGCAUCAGCUGCGAUGGAUCCUUCCGACCGAGAUGCUCUACACACCCACCUGGAAGGAUCAGCGGAGACCUGAAAACCAUAUAUAUAUAUAUAUAUAUAUAUAUGUAUUUACUUAUUAUAAAAUAACUAACAAAAUUUUGUAGGUAUGCUUGCUUCUUUGAUAUUGGUUGAUAGAUAGGUAGACAUAUAAACCAAGUAUGAGCAAAACAUUGAGUCAAACUGAUCUUAAGCUGGAAUACUACUAGUACCCAAAUUUGCAACAAUAAUAGAAAGAUGUGUUGAUGAAAUAAAGUGUCAAAAAAGAUGUUGUGAAAUUUUA
Molecule: messenger RNA, 1851 nt
Organism: Physcomitrium patens
Lineage: Eukaryota; Viridiplantae; Streptophyta; Bryopsida; Funariales; Funariaceae
Source: RefSeq, a predicted model, not a curated record